AUGGAUCGGCAGGCUCAUGACUAUGCAGCUGCUAUGGCAUUUUCCCAACAACAGCAACAAGCUGCUAAUAUCCAACAGCAGCAACAGUUUGGUUUUCAUCCACCACAACAGCAAUUCCCUCCAUCAGUUCCUGGUCCUUUUCUACCCCCACAUCCCUCUCUACAGCAGUUCCCAUUCCAUCGUUCGAUGCAGCAGCCACAACUCCAUCCACUUCCUCCUCCCCAUCCCCACCUUCUUCAUCUCCAGCAGCAACAGCAGCCUCCGCCUGCUUUUCCUCCUCAUUUACCCCCUCACGCUGUUCCUCCACCUUUCCAUGGCCCGUAUGAUUCCACGCCGCCCCCUGCUGCUCCUCCCCAUGAUCCUGAACUUCAAAAGCGUAUUGAUAAACUUGCUGAGUAUGUUGCCAAGAAUGGCCCUGAAUUUGAAGCCAUGGUACGUGAAAAAGAGCAAGACAAUCCUGGGUAUGGUUUCCUCUUUGGUGGUGACGGGCAUAAUUACUACCGCUACAAGCUUUGGUUAUGUACACGCGCCCCUGGUGGCUCCUUCAAUCCUGCUUUCCCCUCCUCUUCAAUACCUUUGAUGCAUCAUCCUCCCAAUCCUAUGAUAAAUCCAUCACCUCUAAAUGCUUCUCAGUUGAGUUCCUCUGCUGCUGCUGUGAUGGGUUCACCUCAAAUGCAAACUCCUUUUCCAUCGUUCUAUGAGCCACAACCCCAUCUGCAUUCUCAGCCUUUUGCUAGUCAUGGUCGACCAGACUUUGACCAGUCAACCAGGUCUUUCAAAGGUCUGUCUAGGCCACUGCCUUCUGAUGUUGCGAUGGAGCUAAAUGAUGUGCUCAACAAUCUUACUGGUACCAAAGAGUCAAUCAAAGGUGCCAAAAUUUGGUUCAUGCAGAGGUCCCCAUUUGCACCAGCUCUGGCUGAGGAGCUCAGAGACAGGGUGUUUGCUCUGGAUGAUUCCGAGAGACAAUUGCAUAUAAUUUACCUGGCCAAUGACAUUCUAUUUGACAGCUUGCAAAGACGGAUCAACCCUCAUGACCUAGAUAACGAGGCACUUGCUUUUAAGCCUGUAAUAGGUUCCAUGCUUUCGAGGAUUUACCACAACCCUCAAAAUAAGGAGGAAAAUCAGUCACGAUUACAAAAGAUUUUGCAGUUUUGGGCCUCUAAGGAAGUUUUUGAUCAAGAUACUAUUCUUGGGCUUGAGAAUGAGAUGAUGGGGGGAUCAACAACAAACUUAUAUCUUGUGCCUCCAAGGGACUUAUCUGCUGUUUCAGCAGAUCAUUUGACCAUUUCAGGACCAUCACCCCAGUUGACAAACCAUAAUACUUUACAGUGGCAGCCUCAUAAGCUAAGUUUGGUGCCAAACUUACCAGAUCUAGAACAUCCUGAUAAACAAGUUUCUCCCCUAUCAGCCAUGCCACCAUCAGUAGCAACACAACAAUUUCUUCCUAAUUCAGUUCCUUCUGGUAGUUUUGUUGGGUCCUUGCCAAUCCCAUCUUCCGGUCAACAAGCAAAUCAACAACCUGCGUCCCAUAUAUUGCCAGGACCGACUGCUAAUGUUGGUGAAAAAUUACCUCCAUAUCCUUUGUUUCCACCUGGUCUUAUUCCUGGAAUGGUCAGAAAAAUGCAGAUCGGUAGUGGGGUGCCUUACUCUCCCAUGAGCCCUUUGGAUAUCCCUACUGUAAUACCACCCUCCAAUGUAUCUCCAUCUGAAAUUCUCGAGAGAGUGUCAAAAUUCUUUAAAGAGAUUGGAGAGGUUAACCCUUCUGAAGGACCCAUGAAACCUUCCGAAUCAAUCGAUGAAGAUGAUGAGUAUGAGAGAGAGCCUCCCAUUCGCAAGGGAGGAGCUUGCAUACCUCCACCGCCUAAUUUACAAGUGGACCCUGAGACAGGAACUUUUGCUGAUGGAAGUGUAGAACGAAAGCCUGGAUCAAGUAGCUCAGGACGGUUGGGACUUGGGGCCACAGCUAAUCCAAAUGAGGCCAGUCAAUAUGAUGAUGUUUAUUCUUCUUAUAGGAAACAGAGAAGUACCAAUUACCAUACGUCUAUGAGUGCAAGAGCUGCUGCUACAAGGUAA
Messenger RNA from Ilex paraguariensis (yerba mate), 2073 nucleotides. NCBI's taxonomy places the organism in Eukaryota, Viridiplantae, Streptophyta, Magnoliopsida, Aquifoliales, Aquifoliaceae. The record is from the annotation of a GenBank genome assembly.